AAAUACACAACAGAAGAAACAGACCCCACCAUCUUCUGUUUUUUCUUUUUUCUAAUAUUUAUUUUAUGUUUUCAAUAUAUAAGUCAUAGGUUUGGCCUACCCUAAACCAAGAAACAUGUCACAAAUUUUGUCAUAGGUUUUGCCAACAGUUUUUUAUAUAGAAAUCCUCUCCUCUCCUUUUGGAACAAAUCAAUUUCUUAUUUUGAACCACAACCCACCUUGUUUGCUUCUUCUUUUGGCUAGAAAAUAAAGGGCAGUUCUUGUUUUUGGUUUUGCACUUUUGUUCUUCCUGUUACAAAUAUGACCAUUCAAGCGCAGUUGUAUUCGGAUAAUCUCGGGUUUCCUUUGGUAAGUUCACAGGAUUUAAUGGAGAAUAAUGUUUGCGGAUUUAGCCACUUUUACUUCAAUCCUCAACAUCAACAACAACAACAACAAUUUCUACAAAUUCAACAGCAGCAGCAGCAGUUUCAAAUUCUGAACCAGAAAAAUAAUCAGAAUUUGAUGAACUUCAGUACAACUGGCCAUAACACAAAUUCUAACCAAACAGUGGUGAGCUUAGCCUGCCAAUUAGAGAAACAGAGGCUUGAGAUUGAUCAGUUCAUCAAUUUACAGAACGAGAGACUGAGAUUGGCUUUACAGGAACAAAGAAAGCAACAACUAACAUUAAUCUUGAGAAACUACGAAACAAAGGCUCAGUUUUUACUAAAACAAAAAGACGAAGAAAUCGCAAAGGCAAUGAACAAGUCAAAGGAGCUACAAGAUUUCUUAAAAAGAAUAGAAAUGGAGAACCAAACAUGGCAAAGAAUAGCCAAAGAAAACGAAGCCAUUGUCCUAUCUUUAAACAACACAAUUGAACAGCUAAGAGGAAGUGCAUGUGUUGUAUCAACCAAUGGAGGUGUAGGAGAUGCAGAGUCUUGUUGUGAUGUACAACCAAUGGAGUAUAACGUACAAGAGACACAGCAACUGAGUCUUGAGACAGGAAAUGAGGAACAAGAUACGAGAAAGAUGAUGUGCAAAAGCUGCAAUUGUAGGAAAUCAUGUAUUGUUUUCUUGCCUUGUAGGCACCUUUGUUCAUGUAAAGAUUGUGACCCUUUUCUACAUUCAUGUCCUGUCUGUAGAAUUGAGAAGAAAGCAAGUAUUGAAGCUUUGAUUUGAUCU
Molecule: messenger RNA, 1158 nt
Organism: Nicotiana attenuata
Lineage: Eukaryota; Viridiplantae; Streptophyta; Magnoliopsida; Solanales; Solanaceae
Product: probable BOI-related E3 ubiquitin-protein ligase 2
Exons: 2
Coding region: 301-1155 (284 amino acids)
Molecular function (GO): ubiquitin-protein transferase activity
Source: RefSeq, a predicted model, not a curated record